Molecule: messenger RNA, 1493 nt
Organism: Strigops habroptila (Kakapo)
Lineage: Eukaryota; Metazoa; Chordata; Aves; Psittaciformes; Psittacidae
Product: serine/threonine-protein kinase pim-1-like
Exons: 5
Coding region: 199-876 (225 amino acids)
Biological process (GO): protein autophosphorylation
Cellular component (GO): cytoplasm
Molecular function (GO): protein serine/threonine kinase activity; ATP binding
Source: RefSeq, a predicted model, not a curated record
CCCCCGGCCCCCGCUACACCAGGUGCGGCUGGGGGCCGCGCGGAGCUGCUGCCCCGCAGCUGCCGCGGCCGCCUCCGCCCCGGGGCUGCCCCGCCCGGCUCCGGCCGCUCGGCCCCGCCACCGCCGGCCCCGAGCCACCGGAGCCCGGUGCGGCUGCGGAGGUGCCGGGACCGGCCCCACUCUGGCGAGGGGAGCGGGAUGCUGCUCUCGAAAAUUAACUUGUUGGCCCAUCUGCGCUCCGGCACCGGCGCGGAGCUGCACGCCGCGAAGCUGCAAGCGGGGAAGGAGAAGGAGCCCCUGGAGCAGCUUUACCGCGUGGGACCGCUGCUGGGGAGCGGCGGCUUCGGCUCCGUGUACUCGGGGGUCCGCCUGUCCGACAGCGCCCCGGUGGCGAUCAAACACGUGGCUCGGGACCGCAUCUCCUCGUGGGGAGAGCUGGAAUACGUGUGUACAGCCCGCCAGAGUGGGUCCGCUAGCACGCCUGUUCAUCUGGUCGCGCUGCUCUAUGACAUGGUCUGUGGGGACAUCCCCUUCGAGUGCAACAAGGACAUCAUCAGCAGGCAGCUCUUCUUCUGGCACCGGGUCUCUGUCGACCAUCCCUGGAAGACAUUUUCAACCACACGUGGCUGCAAGCCCUUCACCUGCCCCAGGAGCCAGCCGACAUCCACCUGCACAGCCUCAUCCAGGAGCCUGGCAAGUGAGAGCUCCGGGCGGCUCCUGCCAGAAGCAGCAAAGAAUCCCAGACUUGUCCUUGUGAGCACAGAACUGAGCAAGGAUCAUCAGAUGGGACCUCGCACAGCUUGUCCUGGACCUUGCAAGUUCUUCCAAGUGCUGGCAGCCACCAUCCAGCCCAGCUGCCCUGGAAUUCUGUUUUGAUUUGGGUUUUGGUUUGGGUUGGGAUUUUUUUGGGGGGUGGGGGUGUAGGGUGGAGUUUCAUUUUAUUCAUUUUGUGGUUUAGGGGGUUUUGUGUUUGGGGGUCAGGUCCUUUUUUGGUGGGGUCAGACACUUGGGAGCCAAACCACACACCAUCCAUCUUUCCUGCCCAAAGAGACUGUCAGGACAGAUGGAGCCCAGGUCAUGGACAGAAUGAACUCAACAAACCUUUCUAGGGAUGGUCCAUAGACUAAGGGAACGAUGUCUGUGUGUAUAUAUUUAUAUAUGUAUAUAAUUUGUUGUACAGUUGUUAAUAGUGAUAAGAUUUAACCUUUUUUCUUGUUGCUCCAGUUUUUUAACUUAUUUUGGGUUUUAACUUACUUUCAUUCAUUUGUUGUUGUAUUUUUUUAAAGAGUUCUAGCUGGUGGGCAAAGUUAUUUAUUUAUUUGUAAUUCCCAUGGGAUUCCAACUCCUACAGCUGCUGAUCUCCUGGUUUUCCAUUUGGGUCUUCCCUCCAUGUGUGUCCUGUGUGUAGGAUUUGUGUUAAUAGUUCAUAUUGUACAGGGGAAUACAGAAAUCUUACUUUCUUAUGUGGUUUUACAUAAAACCAAACCACUUGA